Aspergillus eucalypticola CBS 122712 is the source of this 669-nucleotide messenger RNA. RefSeq names its product tannase-domain-containing protein. The coding region runs from base 1 to 669 and encodes 222 amino acids. The transcript has 4 exons. NCBI's taxonomy places the organism in Eukaryota, Fungi, Ascomycota, Eurotiomycetes, Eurotiales, Aspergillaceae. The record is from RefSeq and is a predicted model, not a curated record.
AUGUCUUGUCUUUCGUUCAAGAUCGUUUUGUUUCCAACGUACUUGACAUUCUUGCUUUGUGCGAUGAAGAAGCCCGCAGCAGCCACAGCGUUGCUUGCAGUCGUACUAGCCAAGCGCGUGGCCGAAAAUGGCACAUUCACGCCCCCAGCAGCUGACACCGGCUUCCCCAAUCCAGCGUAUCAGCUACCGGCCCUCUGUGCUGUGCAGAUUGAAAUGCCCACUAUGCCAACACCACCUUCGACUUUGAUUUGUACCUACCAGAUACCUGGCAGGGACGCAUGGUGCCUAGUUUCAGUUGAUAGAGUUUCGGGCAACUCUGCCUUCUCAGGAGGAGUCAUUUACGCGGAAAUGGCUGAGAACCCUGAGUCCAUCGUCGACUGGGGCUGGCGCGCAAUGCACCUCUCCGUCGUGGAAGCCAAAAAGGUCAUCGCCGCCUACUACGGCAAGCCCCUAGACUACAGGUACUACAACGGCUGCGCAACCGGCGGUCGUCAGGGGUUGAAGGAGAUUGAAGCAUUCCCAGACGACUUCGAUGGCGCAGUCGUCGGUGCUCCGGCAUGGUGGACGGCUCACCUGCUGUUGUUCAACAUCUACGCUGCGGAGUACAAUUUGCCAGAGCACUCGACACAUCAUAUUAGCUCCGACUUGUUCGAUUUUAUUGCCAACUAG